AUGGCCGAGUCUUCGCCUUUGCUAGCCUCCUUUCAGGAGAACCGUGAUGAAUUCCCCAGCAUUCUUCAUGGCAAAAAGGUCUUGCUGGCCACUGAGUCAUGGGGUCCGGUCAACGGUGUGAGUCGCACAACGCGCAGCCUGGUCGAGUACCUGCGCGAUCACGGCGUGGAACUCAUUUUGGUCGCACCUCACUUCAAAGGGGAUACCUCAAAACAAAAGGUGGACUGGGAGCAUCGUCUUCCCGGGUGCGCCUUGCCCUACAACCCAGAUUUGACCGUCGUCUACCCUUUCCAAAUCAAUGAGGUCUACCAGCAGACCUUUCAACCAGAUAUCAUCUACUUGGCGAGCCCAGCCUCACUUGGCUUUCAGAUGCUCUUGCAAAUUCGCCAGCUGCGGUCACCCCCACCAGUGCUGCUCAACUUCCAGACUGAUCUGUCCGCCUACUCGGAGAUCAUGCUCCCAACUCCCUUGGAUCAAUUCGGGGUCUGGCUGUUGGCCACGGUUCAAGGGUUCUUGUUCCGGACGCGUGCCGUGCACACCAUCUUUUACCCCUGCUCGGCCAUUCGAGGGUACCUAGAACGCGCCGGUGCGCCAAUCGAUCGAUUGGUCCAGCUGGGUCGCGGCGUCGAUACCGUCUUGUUUACACCCACGCAUCGAGACGAGGCAUAUCGCCGCGAGAUCGCCCCGAAUGGAGAGAUCAUUCUCAUCUGUGUCUGCCGAAUCGCCCCGGAGAAAGGAUUCGAGUUUCUCGCGCAGGUCGCGACGCGCUUGGCCGCGGAGAAAGUGCCUUUCAAGCUGCUGAUCGUGGGAGGCAACCGCAAUCCCGUGGUUGAGAACAAGGUCAAGCGGUUGUUUGACGGGGUCCGGAAUCAAGUCGUCUUCACCGGGUUCCUCACCGGAGUUGCCCUAGCUCGUGCCUAUGCCUCGGCCGAUCUGUUCUUGCACUGCUCCAUUACCGAGACCUUUGGACUGGUCGUCCUCGAAGCCAUGGCCAGUGGCAUUCCGGUGAUUGCGCGCGAUCAGGGUGGUCCUUCUGACAUUAUCCGUCAUGAUCAGACCGGGUAUCUGGUUGCACCGCACGAUCUCGACCGAUUCACGGAUUUGACGCGCGAGGUGGCCCAAGACUCCGCCCGACUGGAAAGACUUGCGACGGCUGCCCGUCAAUAUGCGGAUGAUACCACCUGGGAGAAGAUCAACCGUCGAGCGGCGUGGCAGAUUGCCGAUGCCUUGACGCAUACCGAUCAGGAAUCGCAUGGGCCACGGACACCACUUCGACCGGGGAUCAUUGGCUCGACCAUGGAGCACGUUCGCCUGGCGUUUGCAGUGGGCAUCGUCUAUGUGAUGUGGUUGAUCGCGGUGGUCCCGUUGAUCGUCCAUGGACAUCGCUUUAUCCCUCGGGCGUGGCAGGCGCUGCGAAAUCAGUUCCAAUAUACUCGACCACUCCGCAGUUGA
This is a messenger RNA of Penicillium subrubescens, 1452 nucleotides long. RefSeq names its product glycosyltransferase family 4 protein. The transcript has a single exon. Gene Ontology annotation, molecular function: glycosyltransferase activity. Bases 1 to 1452 code for a protein of 483 amino acids. Lineage: Eukaryota; Fungi; Ascomycota; Eurotiomycetes; Eurotiales; Aspergillaceae. The record is from RefSeq and is a predicted model, not a curated record.